Molecule: messenger RNA, 1239 nt
Organism: Centruroides sculpturatus (bark scorpion)
Lineage: Eukaryota; Metazoa; Arthropoda; Arachnida; Scorpiones; Buthidae
Exons: 4
Coding region: 1-726 (241 amino acids)
Source: RefSeq, a predicted model, not a curated record
AUGAUUGAAUUGUUACAGCACUUCAUGUGGGAGGGUGUCAGUAGACCAUUUCAAAAAGAAAAGAUUGGAUCUUAUGAAGAUGGAGUUUCAUUUUACAAUAAUUUCUCUUCUAAAAGAUUUUUAAAUGAAGAAACUAGAGGCUGUUCAUCAUUUAAAAAUAGGCAAAAUUCAUAUUCUAUCGAUGAGGAUUUGGACAACAUUUCAUUCAUUUCAUCAUCAUCCUCAUCAUCAGAAGUUGAAGAUCCUUCAGAUGAAUGUAUAGAUGAUAUUGCUUUUCUCCAGUCUUUAAAUUUAAUACAGAAAAAAGAACUCCAAACCAGAUCAGUUUCACAACUCAAAAAAAUUUUUCCUUUGAGAAAAAUAUCAAGAACAAAAGCAUGUAAUAAACAUCAUUGCAUAGAUAUGUUAGAAAAUAUUAAAAUAUUUGAAGAGACAGAAUUAUGUUCUCCUCUAGGCCGUCAUGCACUUGAUUCAUGUCGAAAACAAUUAACAAAAAAAGAAAGUACUGAAUUAGUGAAAAAAUAUGAAAAAUAUUGUCAGAUUUCUGUUUUAAGUAUUCAUCCAAAUACUGUUAAUUUACCUCAGCUAAGAUGUAGAGAGACUUUAAAAUAUCCUGUGACCUAUCGCCCAAAUAAAAAUUUGAAAAGUUGGUGCCAUCAAUAUACAUUUGGACAUAGGCAAAGAAAUUUACGAUACAGAACGUUAAAGACAGGUAAAUAUAAUUAAUGAUAAUUUAACUUCUUUAACCACGUUUUGUAUGGAAUCUUUUAUAUUAUUUUUAAUGUGACAGGAUUUCUUAAAUUUGCUGAUAUUAUGAUUCUUUAAAAUGAUAAAUUACUUUUUGUAUAAUAAUGAAUUUAACAUCAUCAUCCCCUUUCCAAUCAUUUGAGAAAUAAUGGUUAAGAUGUUUUAUUGAUCAAUAAAUUGAUUUUAAAAUAGUCAUGUUUUUGCAUAAAGUUUUAUGAAUACAUAAAACCAAACACAUUUGAUUUUAAUAAUUUGGACACUGCCCUAAAAAGUAUAUUACAAUAUUGUUGUAAUUUUUGCAGGAAUCUAUUUAAUUUUAUAAAGCAUAAAGUGUGUAAGAAUAUCCAUCAGUUUCUAUCCUUAAUGUAAUGUAAUAUGGUGCUUGUCAACUAACGUGUUUUAAUGUAACAAGCUGAGGAAGUUAAUAUUUACAGUUUCCGCCAAUUAAGUUAUGCAAGUUUUUAAAAAAUCCAGUAACAAGUUGUUUAACUU